This is a messenger RNA of Galleria mellonella (greater wax moth), 2496 nucleotides long. Its product is annotated as malate synthase-like. The transcript is spliced from 7 exons. Gene Ontology annotation, cellular component: cytoplasm. Gene Ontology annotation, biological process: glyoxylate cycle. Gene Ontology annotation, molecular function: malate synthase activity. Lineage: Eukaryota; Metazoa; Arthropoda; Insecta; Lepidoptera; Pyralidae. The record is from RefSeq and is a predicted model, not a curated record. The coding region runs from base 354 to 1982 and encodes 542 amino acids.
GUAAUUCUAUAUUUUAGAUUUAUAUUUACAUAGGUAACCACAAUUAACUUAAAUGCACUACACAAACGAAAUAGAUUAAAUAAAUUAUAUUGUACGACAUAAUUAUUUAGUCAAUGUAAACCCUUUUUAAAUCAUGAGAAUAGAUUAUUAAUAUAUACAUGACAAUUAUUAUCACCUUAAUCAGCCUAUCAACCAACAAACAUCACUGAAAGAAAAAUCUAGGCAAUUACCUACGUAAAUACGCAAGUAAAGAUAAUGCAAACAUUAUUUAAAUGCUGUCUUGCGAACGAACCAGCCAGUGGUGUUAACUCUCGAAACAUAAAAGACACUACCCUUUAUUUGAUAUUAUAAAAAUGUCUAAUGUUAUACUUUUACAAUCUCCGCCACCCAAGUUAGAAGAUAUUCAGAGAAACAUAUUUAAAAAAGAAGCUUUGCAGUUCAUUUCAGAUUUGCAUUAUCAAUUUGACACUCAAAUUGAGGCAUUAUUUAAGGAAAGAUUGUUGCGAUCAUUAGAUGCUAAAAGUAAUGCAAACUUGGAAUUUAAAAAAUCACCAGAAAGGAAUGAUAAAACUUGGACAAUUGCAGAAUUACCAUCUAGACUACAAAAUCGUCACUUAGACUUGGGUGAUGUGUCAGCGUCGAAUACUGCUCACUUUGUAUCAGUUCUGAAUGCGGAUGUUCAAGGUAUUCAAGUGGAUUUUGAUGAUGGCCACUGUCCAACAUGGAAAAAUCAGCUUGUUGCAUUCCAAAAUAUUAAUUUGGCAGUCAAUGGCAAAUUGCUCGGUGCUCCACACAAUAUUUACACUUGCCCAUUAUUGAUGUUGAGACCUAGAGCUUGGAAUAUGAUAGAACAUAAUAUUUUGAUUGAUGGCAAAGAAGCUAUUGGACCCCUUGUCGACUUUGGCAUAUUGAUGUAUCAUAAUGGAAAGAAACUCUUCGAAGCUAACAGCGGUCCAUAUUUCUAUCUGUCCAAAUUGGAAGGCGCUUCUGAAGCGAAAUUGUGGAAUGACAUAUUUGUAUGGUCUCAGAAAGUACUAGGGCUGCCACAGGGAACAAUAAAAGCAUGUGUACUGAUAGAAAACAUAUAUUCCAGUUUUGAAUUGGACGAAAUCUUAUAUGCUUUGAGAGAACACUCCUUAGGGCUCAACUGCGGUAUAUGGGAUUACUGUGCUUCUAUUAUUGCUAAAUUUGGCGACCGCAAGGAGUUCAUGCUGCCAGAUAGAAAUAAGUACGUGAACAUGGACCUCCACUUCUUAAACAGUUACAUGAAACUAGUUGUGAGCACAUGCCACGCUCGAGGAGCACCAGCAACCGGUGGAAUGGCCGCUGCGAUGUUAAGACCGGGCUCCGAUGGCACUGACAGAGAAUCUAAAGGGAUAAUCAAUAAGAUCCUUGAAGCGAAACUAAGAGAAAUUGAAACGGGCGUUGAUGGCUUCUUGGUUUACGAUUCACGGGUUGUGCCUUACAUUAAUGAGCUAUGGAAGAAAAAUGCUGGAGCUUUCAAUCAAAUUCAUCGUAAAUUCGAUUUCAACAUCACCGCUAAAGAUCUGCUCUCUAUACCAACUGGUGGAGUGACACUCCAAGGUCUCAGGCACAACGUGGCUGUCACCAUACUCUUCAUAUAUCACUGGUUGGCCGGCAUCGGACAUUUCUUCUACAGCGGCAAUGUUGAGGACUCGGCCACGGCGGAGAUAUCUAGAAGCCAAGUCUGGCAAUGGAUUCGAUUCUCGGCGCCUUUAGAACAUGAUCCGAAUAUGUAUGUCACACCAAAAUUGGUAGAGAAAAAGGCGAGCCACUUUGCGAGUCACGCUCACAAGAACUUAUGUCGUUCGAAUGCUGAAAGGAAACGGCUCACAGCUGCAAAAUAUAUGAGUGUGGAACUAUUCCUUAUGCGGAACCCGCCAGAAUUCAUUACCAGCUAUCUAAACGACAAUCAUAAAUAUCGAACGUUGCAUAACAAAGCGUUGCAGAGCAAUUUGUAAUGGAAGGGCUAAAGGUAGAUUUUAAAAGAUGAUAAACUAUGUUGAGAUUGAUGAAAAAUGAUGUUAUAAUAAAUAUUCAAUUCCAAUCAAGUACCAAAAUAUUAAAUUUGAUUUUUUAUUAUUGAUUUAUAUUUAAUAUAGUAUUGAGGUAUACCUGAUGUUUUAUACCCAUUUUGGGGGUUAUUUUAUUUCGUUACAUAUCUUACUAAGAAAUGCCAAAUAGUAUUUACAUGUUACUGUUUUGGGAAGGAUUGGGGUUAAGAGAUUAUCGACUAUGUAAGAUCACAAUUUUCUGGCAAUAAUCUAAGGCAAAUUGUGAUUACUAUCUUAAGAUUAAUCGUGGUUAAGGGACUUUGUAUCGAGAUUGUUGAAAAGAAUGUAUAGGUACAUGUACUGCAAUUCUUUGUUUUCUUUUUAUUUUUAUCUAUAAAUACUGUGAUAUUUUAUAUAUUAAUGUUAUUGUGGUUUAAUCUAUUAAAUGUUGUAAAAUAAUAUUAAUAAAAAUAUUAAAAUA